Messenger RNA from Xylaria bambusicola, 1770 nucleotides. RefSeq names its product protein kinase regulator Ste50. The coding region runs from base 159 to 1610 and encodes 483 amino acids. Gene Ontology annotation, biological process: signal transduction. The record is from RefSeq and is a predicted model, not a curated record. NCBI's taxonomy places the organism in Eukaryota, Fungi, Ascomycota, Sordariomycetes, Xylariales, Xylariaceae. The transcript is spliced from 3 exons. Gene Ontology annotation, molecular function: protein binding.
GCGACGAGGUCAAGACGGAAAAAGAGACGGAGCUAGAGGUGAAUAGAGACCAAGCAAAGAAAAGAAAGAGAAAAAAAGAAAAGAAGGAAAGAAAGGGAGAGGUACUGUGUGCGCGUGUCUGCGUGUGUCAGAGUCGAGAGGGUUAAUCAACGACGAAUAUGAACUUCGAUUCAGGCACGGCGUACGCCGAAUCCGACGCCGAUGACGAGUACGAGCGUAGCUUGCACACGAGCUCCCCCGUCCUGGCCACGGAUUCUGAGAUUUCCCCAACCGAUUCCGAUGGCCGUUCCUCCACCGAGCACACCCCGACUACCUACGGUCAUAGGAGCAGUGCCGAUCGAUUACCGGAGACCAUCAUCUCAGAAUGGACGGCCGAGGAGGGUGCAGACUUCAUUGCUACCAUUGGUCUUCAACAAUACUCAGACCGCUUCAUUGAGAAUGAAAUUGUUGGCGAGGCGCUCGUAGCCUUACUUCACGAUGAUCUCAAGGCAAUGGGCGUGACCAGUGUUGGACAUCGUCUGACCAUCCUCAAGAGCGUAUACGACGUCAAAAAGGCGCAAGACAUCCCCAUCGAGAGCGAUCAUUAUGUCCCUUUGUCCGCCGAUGCCGAAGCCCAAUAUGCUACAGCCACCCUCAAAGACAUCAAGCAACUCGUCGAACAGCUACGGUUGCGGGAUGAGAGAAUAAGCCUUGCGGAGAGGGAUUUGCGCCAGUUAAGCGAGGAUUUCCGCCGGUUGCGCGAAGACAUGCUGCCGGCCCUGCGUCUCGCUAAGAAUGCCCAGCAGCCAUUACCCACCGUGGCGGCUGAUAGUCCAAAUUACUCUUACGAGUCGUCGACGAUAUCACCGCCGACAUCCACCUCAGCUUCAGGGCAGUCAUCUGGUGGCAUCAAGCGGACGUAUUCUACUAAGAAGAUUGUGCUCGGUCCAAACGCCAUGAGCAGUUCCCCUAGUCAUUUGCAAACGACUCAUGAGCGCCCAUCAGUAGAGCAAACGCUAGACCCGACGAGCGCAGCCGAACGAGCGGUCGCUCAGGGUUCCCGUCUCGCCGCAACGGCUAUGAAUGGCUCCGGCCAGGCCGUUUCGCCGAGCUACUCACCCAACAUCCCAUCUCCAACAUCACCUCCCACUACGGGUACCACGCUCGGGUCUCGUUCGUACAACCAGCCUACACCGUCGGGCCGCUCCACAUUCCCCGAGAGCGACCACGGCUAUAGCACCAAGCAACCAGUGGCCCCACGCCGCAUGCAGACGCCAGUCCCGGAGACACCGGGAUCAGGCUCGUCAGUGGAGAUCUUCAAAUCGUUCCGCGUGAGCAUGGAUGAUCCUUGCUACAAGGUCCUGCCAGCAGCGCUCAAGAAAUACCAAAUCAACGCGCCAUGGGACCAAUACGCACUCUAUAUCGUAUAUGGUGACCAAGAGCGCUGUCUCGGUCUCGAAGAGAAGCCCCUGAUCCUGUUCAAGCAACUAGAUAAGGAGGGGAAGAAGCCCAUGUUUAUGUUACGGAAGACUAAUACGGCCCAGGCCGAUGCUGAAACACCGGGGAGUGCAGGUCUAGGUUCUGGGACGAGUAGAGGUGUCAAUUAUGACCCGCCUGGUGGCAUUAUAUGAUCCUCAUACUGGGGAAUAAAAAGAAGAAAAAAAGAAAUAUGAAAAGAAUAGCAAAAAGGAGAAAAGGCCAAGGAAACCAGGCAGAGGGAAGAUAAAGUGAGAAGGUAGGGGGAGGAUGGGGGAGAGAGAGAAAUAGGAAGGAAGAGAAGAUAGGACAUUA